AUGCUACCACGAACGCUCUCCACGCGCGUGGCGUUCCUGCGCUCUUUACUUCCUCAAACUCGAUUCCUCAGCACCUCAAUAUCCAGACCGUCAUUUAGCGCGUUAAUACGAAGCUCGAUAAAACCGCAGUCGUCCACGCUCCCGACUUCGCUGCUCACUGUGCAAGUUCGUGGAAUGAAGACCCGCUCAUCAGUAAAGAGAUUGUGUGAGAGCUGCAAGGCUGUGCGCCGCAAAAACCGCGUCUUCAUAAUCUGCGAUAAAAACCCAAAGCAUAAGCAGCGCCAGGGUAAAUGA
Messenger RNA from Capronia epimyces CBS 606.96, 294 nucleotides. RefSeq lists its product as uncharacterized. The transcript is spliced from 2 exons. Gene Ontology annotation, biological process: translation. Gene Ontology annotation, cellular component: ribosome. The record is from RefSeq and is a predicted model, not a curated record. The coding region runs from base 1 to 294 and encodes 97 amino acids. Gene Ontology annotation, molecular function: structural constituent of ribosome. NCBI's taxonomy places the organism in Eukaryota, Fungi, Ascomycota, Eurotiomycetes, Chaetothyriales, Herpotrichiellaceae.